CUCUCUUUACUUCUUUCUCUCUCUCUCUCUUCACCUCCGCUGUACUCAACAAGACUUUGUGUUCUUGUUAAAGCCCCGUUCGUCUCUACUCUCAUUCACUCCAUCAUCCUCUUCUGUCCAUCAUGAGAGAAAUCAUUCACGUCCAAGUCGGCCAGUGUGGUAACCAAAUUGGUCAAAAAUUCUGGGAGACUAUUUCCCAAGAGCAUGGUCUUGACACCAACGGUAACUACUGUGGUGACAACGAUCUUCAGUUGGAGCGCAUCAAUGUGUUUUACAACGAAGGUCAAAAGGGACAAUAUGUUCCCAGAGCCGUCCUUGCUGAUCUCGAGCCUGCUACUAUGGAUGUUCUCCGCGGUAGUUUGUACGGAAAGCUUUUCCGUCCUGACAACUUUAUCAAUGGCCAGUCCGGUGCAGGAAACUCGUGGGCUAGAGGUUAUUACACUGAGGGUGCUGAGCUGAUUGAGCCUAUCCUCGAUAUCGUCCGUAAGGAAGCCGAGCAUACCGACUGCCUUCAGGGUUUCCAGCUCUGCCACUCUCUUGGUGGUGGUACUGGUUCCGGUCUUGGUUCUCUCUUGUUGUCCAAGAUCCGCGAGGAAUACCCCGAUCGUAUGCUUUGUACUUACUCCGUCGUGCCUUCCCCCAAGGUCUCCGAUACCGUUGUUGAGCCCUACAAUGCUGUCUUGUCUGUCCAUCAGUUGGUCGAGAACUGCGAUGCCACCUUCUGUAUUGACAAUGAAGCCUUGUACGAUAUCUGCUUCCGUACCCUUAAGUUGACCAACCCUGGUUACGACGAGCUCAACCAGCUCGUUUCCGCUGUCAUGUCUGGCGUCUCUACCAGUUUGCGUUUCCCUGGUCAGCUGAACUCCGACUUGCGUAAGCUGUUUGUCAACAUGGUUCCUUUCCCCCGUCUCCACUUCUUCAUGGUCGGUUUCGCCCCCUUGACUGCCUUUGGUUCCCAGCAGUACCGCAACCUCAGCGUUCCUGAGUUGACUGCUCAGAUGUUCGAUGCUCGCAACAUGAUGGCUGCUUCCGAUCCCCGCCACGGUCGCUACUUGACUGUCGCUACCAUCUUCCGUGGUCGUCUGUCCACCAAGGAAGUCGAAAACCAGAUGUUGGCUGUCCAGCAGAAGAACUCUUCUUACUUUGUUGAAUGGAUCCCUAACGGUGUCAAGACCUCCCUGUGCGACAUUCCCCCUGUUGGUUUGAAGAUGUCGGGUACCUUUAUUGGUAACAGUACCGCCAUCCAGGAGCUUUUCAAGCGUGUCAACGAGCAGUUCACUGUCAUGUUCAGACGCAAGGCUUUCUUGCAUUGGUACACAAGUGAGGGCAUGGACGAGAUGGAGUUUACUGAGGCAGAGUCAAACAUGAACGAUUUGGUUUCCGAGUACCAGCAGUACCAGGAGGCUACCGCUGAGGAUGACCUGUUAGACGAAGAAGAAUACCUUGAGGAAGAGGGUGAACUUGAUGAGGAAUAGAAUAACAAUUAUAUCCUAGCUAGCUUACUGUGCCUUGAUAGUACAGAUCAUUUCUUUCCCUCUUUCUCUCUUUCUCUAUCUUCUCUUUUUUUAUAAUGAAUCACUUUUUCUUUCCAUUUUAUUUUAUUUUAAGUUACUGCAUAUUGUAUGUAUGUAUGUGUG
Messenger RNA from Phycomyces blakesleeanus NRRL 1555(-), 1637 nucleotides. RefSeq lists its product as hypothetical. The record is from RefSeq and is a predicted model, not a curated record. Gene Ontology annotation, biological process: mitotic cell cycle; microtubule cytoskeleton organization. Gene Ontology annotation, cellular component: cytoplasm; microtubule. The transcript has 5 exons. Gene Ontology annotation, molecular function: GTPase activity; GTP binding; structural constituent of cytoskeleton. The coding region runs from base 123 to 1475 and encodes 450 amino acids. NCBI's taxonomy places the organism in Eukaryota, Fungi, Mucoromycota, Mucoromycetes, Mucorales, Phycomycetaceae.